AUGCCACUGAAGGGCAACGAGAAGGCGAGCACUCAGGACGAGGAGAGCGAGGAGUCCUUCCGCGCCCCCCCGCGGCGCACCUGCACUCCGAUUGGUGUCGGCGUGUCGACACUGGAAGCUGUGACGCCACCACUCUCAGCAGUCGCUGCGGGGAAACCGUGCCCUGCCGCCUCCUCCUCGGAGAAGACGCCAACAGCACGCCCCCCGGGACACGCCGGUUCCAGGUCAGACAAAAGAUCAAGCUGGACAAACACGAGCUCAACAACGUCGACCUCCCUCUCACCAGAUGUCGUGUCUGUCUCAAUCGUGCUGAGAGUCCGCCACAUGCUUGUGUAG
Messenger RNA from Prorocentrum cordatum, 336 nucleotides. NCBI's taxonomy places the organism in Eukaryota, Dinophyceae, Prorocentrales, Prorocentraceae. The record is from the annotation of a GenBank genome assembly.